AUGGAAGUUAAGGAAAAAGAAGACGAACAACCUCCAGAACCGAGAAAAACAUUUUACCCAAAAGAAGAAGAAGAAGGAGAUAGAAUAAGCUUAUUACCAGAUGGUUUGAUUAUCAACGAAAUCCUUUCUCGUUUAGACUCCACAAAAGACGCCAUCAAAAUAGGUACCCUCUCCAAACGUUGGCAACAUCUUUGGCCUUUUGUUCCUUGUCUUUUUUUCUAUGAUUAUUGUUUCAGAAAGUUCUUGCCUUCAGAUUUUAGUUCUUACCUUAGACCGAUACCCGAUUUCUUUAUGUGUGUUGAUAAAACCCUAACUCAAUGCCAAUCUGAAGAAAUAUUGAAUCUAAAACACAUGAAUUUGAGAGAACUACUCAUCCAGAUUAAUUUGAGAAAAUUGUAUAAUUUAACACAAUCAAACAAGCUCACUAAAUUCAUCGUGCAUUCAAAUUAUGAUAUCCAGUUUGAAUCCCAAGUCAAUAAUUGGAUUCGUUUCGCUACUAAUUGUAAAGUCCAACAACUUCGCUUACAAUUUACAUGUUUAAACAACGAUCAGUUUGUAUUGAAAGACGACUCUUUUUUCAUCAACUCCCAUUUCACCCAUCUUCAUUUAGGAGGUUGCGUAUUCAAUCCUAACCGGCCGAUUUGUUGGAAAAACCUUACCCAUUUAACCAUUUCACAUGGGAAAUUAGACCAUGAUUUGAUUGCAAAUAUACUAUCGGGGAGUCCUUUAUUGGACACUUUGAGGUUGAAUUCUUGUUAUGGUUAUUUGUUGCUCGAUAUUACUUCCAAGAGUGUCAAGAACUUGGUAUUCGAUGGUUAUUCAUUUGAUGGUCUUGAUCGUAUUAUUGAAAUCAAUGCUCCUUAUAUUUCAUCACUAACAAUCAUUGGUGGUUUGUUCUUAUCGAAGAUUUUGCUGCGAAAUGUGUCUUCUUUAGUCAAAGUUGACUUAGAUUAUAUCAAGGUCGGGCGUGAUAUGAUGACACAUGAAGAAGAAAGCGAAGAAAUGCAUAAAAGUUUUAUAGUAAGCCUUCGCCAUGUCAAAGAGCUCAAAGUUGGGGGAAGUUGCUAUACGCUGUGUCCAAUCAAGUGUUGUAUAUCGUAUAUGCUUACUCUGGUUUGGAAGCUAAAGGUUUUCAAUUUUCCAUCUAACGACCUUGUAGAAGUUACUUAUCCUCUUUAUGAUACUAAUUCGAAGGAGCUAAGUGAUUGCUCUGAUAAUGAGUAA
Molecule: messenger RNA, 1224 nt
Organism: Erigeron canadensis
Lineage: Eukaryota; Viridiplantae; Streptophyta; Magnoliopsida; Asterales; Asteraceae
Product: F-box/LRR-repeat protein At5g02910-like
Exons: 4
Coding region: 1-1224 (407 amino acids)
Molecular function (GO): protein binding
Source: RefSeq, a predicted model, not a curated record